This is a messenger RNA of Acanthosepion pharaonis, 939 nucleotides long. Lineage: Eukaryota; Metazoa; Mollusca; Cephalopoda; Sepiida; Sepiidae. The record is from the annotation of a GenBank genome assembly.
AUGUCUUUCCGUUCUGCAUUCCACUUGACUUCAAGUAGCAAGUCUUUAUCUUGCCUUCUUUUCUCCUUUCAUUCUUUCUUUCUUUCUUUCUUUUUUCCUUUCUUUCUUUCUUUCUUUCACCAUUUGUCCCUUCAUUUCUUUUUAUUUCUAUAUAUAUCUUUCUUUCUCCCUUUCUUUCUCCCUUUCUUUCUUUCUUUCUUUCUUUUUUUCUUUCUUUCACCAUUUGUCCCUUCAUUUCUUUUUAUUUCUAUAUAUUUCUUUCUUUCUCCCUUUCUUUCUCCCUUUCUUUCUUUCUUUCUUUCUUUCUUUCUUUCUUUCUUUCUUUCUUUCACCAUUUGUCCCUUCAUUUCUUUUUAUUUCUAUAUAUAUCUUUCUUUCUUUCUUUCUUUCUUUCUUUCUUUCUUUCUUUCUUUCACCAUUUGUCCCUUCAUUUCUUUUUAUUUCUAUAUAUAUCUUUCUUUCUCCCUUUCUUUCUUUCUUUCUUUCUUUCUUUCUUUCUUUCUUUCUUUCUUUCUUCUUCAUCUGUUCUUUGAUUUCUUCUUAUUUCUAUUUCUUUCUUUAUUUCUUUCUUUGACCAUUUGUUUCUUCAUUUCUUUUUAUCUCUAUGUAUUUCUUUCUUUCUCCCUUUCUUUCUUUCUUUCUUUCUUUCUUUUUUUAUUUCUUUCACCAUUUGUCCUUUCAUUUCUUUUUAUUUCUAUAUAUUUCUUUCUUUCUCCCUUUCUUUCUCCCUUUCUUUUUUCUUUCUUUCUUUCUUUCUUUCUUUCUUUCUUUCUUUCUUUCUUUCUUUCUUUCACCAUUUCUACCAAUCUAUUUAUUUUAUUUGUCCAUAUCUAUCUAUUUUUCCAUCUCUAUCUGAAUAUCUAUCUGUAUCUCAAUAUAUUAACAUCUAUCUAUCUAUCUAUCUAUCUAUCUAUCUAUCUAUCUAUCUAUCUAUCUUAG